UCCUCAUCUUAACUCUUCAAAUUUUUCCCACCCAGGUUUCCUUUCUUAUUUUCUCCACAAAAAAACAUAAUCGGGGAGCAAAAGGCCGAAAAAUAUUUUGACAUGCUAUUCUCAUUCUCCCUCCCUAAUGAUUCUUUCCUGAAACCAUAUUUUUUCAAUCCUGUUUCCAAUCUUCAUUUUCCUCUGUUAAAAAUCCCAAAGCCACCCUCUCUGACGCCGCUUGCUCCUCUUCCUCCUCCCUAAUGUGAUUAGAGGUUAGAUUCUUCUAUGCCCUAUUGCAUCAAAUUUUAACUUCCCUUUAUAAUGUAGCUUUUUUUGUUUAUGGGAAUGUCUCUCUCGAAAUUUUAGAAAGGUUGUUUGGUCUCGGAUAGGUACCUUCAUACAAAAAUUUUGUAUUUUAUUAUGGGUUUUGAUCAUUUUGACUAUAGAGGAGGUGAGAAGAACCCAACUCAUACCCCCAAGCACAAUGUUGAUUAAUUAUGCAACAUCCCAUGAAUUAUGGUUGUUAAUGUUGUCUCUAUUAGGGAGAAGAAAGGCUAUUAGAGGUAAAAAUGAUAAGAGGAGAAUAUGGUUUGCUUUGAAUCAUUUUCGUCUUAAUUUUAUCAAAUCUUCCCCUUAUUGGUUGGAAUUUUGAUUAAAAUGGGGAGAGUAUUGAAUGUUCAAAGCUUUCUGAGAUCGAAGAAGAUAGAGUAGGCAAUGCUUUCCCUCAUGUUCACAAAGUAAAAGCUCUCACUUGCAUUAAUACACUUGUUCAUCUCUAUGCCAGAGAGUUUUUUUUUUUUAUAUAAUUAAUCAUUGAAAAUUUUCAAAUAUGUAUGACAUUAAGGGUGAAUAUGGGUAUAGACUAGACUAAUAAUGCACUUAUUUUAUGAACCAAUAACACAAAGCUGGUUGUGAUUUGUUUUUAUUAUAAACAAUUAAUAGUUUCCUCAUAUUCCAUGUUUAGGUUGAUGAGGAUCAAGUUUAUGGAGGAGAAAAGAAGGUUGGUGACGAGUUGGAAUGGUUACAUAAUUCUGGUCAUAUUUUCUCUCGGUUAGCUCCAUGUUUUGGUGAGUAAUAUUGGGCACCAUAGCUAAAGUGAUUGUUAUAAUGUCAGUUUAGUUGAAUUUGACUUAUUUCAACACUAUAUUUAAGAUUUAUUCAAUCCUUAAGAUCUUCUAUUAAUAUGAGAGGAAGAAGACGAUUCUAAGUUCAAACUCGUGAAAGCUAAUCCCACCUUGUUUUAAUAACUUUUUUGUUGUUAUACAUUUUUAAGUCUACUAUUUAAUAAUAUGAUCUUAUUUCACUUAUCAGUUUGUGGUGAUAUUAGCAAAUGCUAUGGUUGGUCCUCGAGUAUGGCUAGGAGGGAUAUUUAAUCGCUUCACCAGACGUACUGAAAAAUUCCCUAAUGAAAAUCCACAUCUGGAACAAAGACUCACACGACUUCAACAUCGAGUGAAAACAUCUUUUGAUGAAACCCGCCGUGAUCAUCAAGAGGCCCUAAAGUCAUUGUGGAGUACAGCCUUCCCAGAUGUUCCUUUGACUGGAUUGAUCUCUGAGCAGUGGAAAGAAAUGGGAUGGCAAGGUCAUAACCCAUCAACUGAUUUUAGGGGAUGCGGCUUUAUUGCACUAGAGAAUUUGCUGUUUUUUGCUAGGACUUAUCCGGCAUCUUUUCGCAGGUUAUUGUUCAAACAGAAUGGAGAGCGCGCAGAAUGGGAAUACCCAUUUGCUGUGGCUGGAAUUAAUGUGUCAUUUAUGUUAAUCCAAAUGUUGGAUUUGAACUCGGAAAGACCGAAAACCCAACCUGGAAUAAGUUUUCUUAAACUACUAGGAGAAGAUGAAACGGCUUUUGACGUCCUGUUCUGCAUGGCUUUCCAACUUAUGGAUGCUCAAUGGCUCGCUAUGCAAGCUUCUUACAUGGAGUUCAACGAGGUUCUUGAAGCAACAAAGCAACAAUUAGAAAGGGAGCUAGAUAUAGAAGAUGUUCAUCGGAUAAUAGACUUGCCGGCAUACCUCCUAUUGUAUCAAUAACAUUGAAUAUAAUAUUGUAACACUACACAUGACAGGUUCGAAAGAAAAUGCUUAAGAGAAACUAGAAUAAACAUCCUAAUAUAUGUAACCUAUAUUU
This is a messenger RNA of Linum trigynum, 2107 nucleotides long. The record is from the annotation of a GenBank genome assembly. NCBI's taxonomy places the organism in Eukaryota, Viridiplantae, Streptophyta, Magnoliopsida, Malpighiales, Linaceae.